Messenger RNA from Ceratitis capitata (Mediterranean fruit fly), 533 nucleotides. Its product is annotated as sarcocystatin-A. Bases 92 to 475 code for a protein of 127 amino acids. The transcript has 3 exons. NCBI's taxonomy places the organism in Eukaryota, Metazoa, Arthropoda, Insecta, Diptera, Tephritidae. The record is from RefSeq and is a predicted model, not a curated record. Gene Ontology annotation, molecular function: cysteine-type endopeptidase inhibitor activity.
UUGUUUUCAGUUUAUCAACAGUGUAAUUCAUCUCUUUGCACAGAGAACUCACAAUUUACAAUUCUCUAAAGAUAAAACUAAUAAAUACGCAAUGGUAAGCAUGAAAUUAUUUGUGUUUGUGUUGUUGAGUUGUGUCAUCGCUACAGUCUACGCAAUGCCGAACGAACAAUUGCUUGGUGGCGAAAGUCAACUCAGUGGCGCUGAUUUGAAAGAAGCCGAAUCAGAACUGCAAGAAUCCCUAACUAAACUUAAGGGUCUUGGAGAAGGACCAGACUUCAAAAUCUCAAAGGUGAACUCGGCUAGCAGACAAGUUGUCUCUGGUACACUCUUAAAACUCGAUGUAGACCUCCAGGCUGGAAAUGAAAUUAAAAAGUGCCUUGUCGAAAUCUGGUCUCAACCUUGGUUGGAAAAUGGCAUUCAAGUUACUUUCAAUUGCCCCGGUGGAGAAAAAAUUGUGCGAAAGCAUAGUGCUUAAGUGAAUUUUGAGAGCAAUUAACGCAAAGAAAAAGAUUCAAUAAAGUUUUCAACUGAAA